AUGAAAAUGAAAGAAACUGCUGAAAGCUACCUCGGAACCACAGUGCACAAUGCAGUUAUUACAGUUCCAGCUUACUUCAAUGACUCCCAGAGACAGGCUACUAAAGAUGCUGGACAAAUUGCUGGUUUGAAUGUGCUUCGAGUCAUCAAUGAACCUACAGCUUGCCUGCUCUUGCUUACGGCUUGGAUCUCAGCAGAGAUAAACUUAUGUUGGAAAUUCAAAAAGGAGUAUUCGAGGUCAAGUCGACCAAUGGUGAUACCUUCCUUGGUGGAGAGGAUUUCGAAAUUCAUUGCCUCCUUUUUGGUUAAUCAUCUAGUUCCGAAUCAACGUCGAGCAAUGAUGAAUCUCACAAAGGACCCUAUGGCAAUGCAGCGACUGCGUGAAGCUGCCGAAAAGGCGAAAUGUGAGUUAUCGUCCACCACCCAAACCGACAUAAAUCUUCCAUAUCUUACAAUGGACGCAGCGAAGUUCGAGCAGCUUGUCGCGGACCUUAUUAAGCGUACGGUGGAGCCCUGCCGCAAGGCCAUGCAUGAUGCUGAGGUGAAGCCGUCAGAGAUUGCUGAGGAGGUAUGUCUCGUAUGCCAAAGGUACAACAAACCUGUCCAAGAGGUGUUUGGACGCACCCCGUCGAAAGCUGUGAACCCCGAUGAAGCUGUCGCUAUGGGAGCGCUAUCCAAGGAGCUGUCUUGGCCGGAGUUUGCAGGACGUAGCUGCAUGUGCUUUUCUCGAUGUGACACCCGCGCUUUCACAUGGGUACUGAAACCCCUGAGCGUGAUGACGAAACUUCAUUCACGUAACACUACCAUUCCCACAAAGAAAAGCCAGGUAUUUUCAACAGCAGCUGACGGUCAAACACAGGUGCAAAUCAAGGUUUGUCAAGGUGAACGUGAAAUGGCGAAUGAUAAUAAGUUGCUGGGACAAUUCUCAUUGGUUGGCAUCCCUCCAGCUCCUCGUGGUGUACCUCAAAUUGAAGUAACUUUCGAUAUCGAUGCGAAUGGUAUCGUUAAUGUAUCCGCCCGAGACCGCGGCACUGGAAAGGAACAACAAAUUGUGAUUCAGUCCUCUGGUGGACUCUCCAAAGAUCAAAUUGAGAACAUGAUUCGAGAAGCCGAGAAGAAUGCUGCUGAGGAUGCUAAGAAGAAGGAGAUGGUUGAGGUGCUCAAUCAAGCGGAAGGCAUUAUUCAUGACACUGAAAGUAAAAUGACAGAGUUCGCCGAUCAACUCCCCAAAGAAGAGGCUGAGGCUCUAAAGAAGAAAAUCGAGGAGACCAAAACGAUUCUGGCGAAUAAGGAGAACGAGAAGCCCGAAACUAUCAAGGAAGCUGUCAGCUCUCUCCAGCAGCAGUCGCUGAAGUUGUUCGAGGCGGCGUACAAGAAGAUGGCAGAGAAGAACGCUGGAGGUACUUCAGAUGCUCAAGAAGCCAAGACCGCUGAAGAGCCAAAGAAGGAGCAAAAUUAA
Messenger RNA from Ostertagia ostertagi, 1458 nucleotides. NCBI's taxonomy places the organism in Eukaryota, Metazoa, Nematoda, Chromadorea, Rhabditida, Trichostrongylidae. The record is from the annotation of a GenBank genome assembly.